Molecule: messenger RNA, 951 nt
Organism: Contarinia nasturtii (swede midge)
Lineage: Eukaryota; Metazoa; Arthropoda; Insecta; Diptera; Cecidomyiidae
Product: MAPK regulated corepressor interacting protein 2
Exons: 4
Coding region: 125-400 (91 amino acids)
Source: RefSeq, a predicted model, not a curated record
AACAAAAGAAAAAAAUAAAUAGUAUUCUUGUUUCUCGACGAGACGAAAGAGAUAGACAGAGAAAACAAGAAAGAUAGAAGAAAACUAUUAGAAAAAAUACGAAAAAAGCGAAUCUAUCCCGAAAAUGGACCGAAAUAACAUGAGAAAUCAAAAUUCAAUGCCAAGUGGACUGCCAAAACGACCACCAAUGCCUUAUCUGGCACAACAACAUGAUGAACUGAUCAGAUACAUUCACGAUGCAUGGCACAAGAUAACAGAACCAGGCCAACACGGUACUCCAACAUUCUAUCGGAAUCCACCAGAACAGCGAUUGAAUAAUUUCCAACCUUUUGACUUGGAGAAGUGGUGGGGACACAGAGCCGUUCAAAACUAUCACAAUAUGUCACGAGGACACCAAUAAAAAUAUUCCAAAACAUCACAUACAGACAACACACAAACACACAUUCUUCAGUAUAUAAAUAUGUAAAAGAACAACUGCAUAAAUAGGAAGUUGAUUCCUAUUUGCAUGGAUUCCGUUCGAGAGACAGAUUUUUUUUCUUGUCGUAACAUUUCGUUAUAUUUUCGUACAAAACGCGCCACGAUUUAUAUACAUAACACACAUUUUGAUGUUUCUUUUUUGCUAUUAUUAUUGAAAAACAAAUGAAAAUUUUCGUCGCGAAUCGGCGACGAAACAUGCAAAGCAAUUUGUAAAGUAUUGACGAUAGUUUGUCAUAAGUAAAAACAAAAAGAAACAAUGAUUCGGGGUGAAAAACAAUUAUUAUUCCAUUUUCCAAUAUAUUUAUUUCCAAUUGUUCGUCCACAACACAAUUCAAUAAUUAACAAGAUAUAAACAUAACAAAUACACCGCGAUGAUUUGUUUUUUUAGCCUGAAUUCGGCCCAAAUUCAGCGUCAACUCUAAUUAAUGUGAGUUUAAUGUGAGGAGAAGAAUAAAUGAAAACAAAUCGAACAAA